Molecule: messenger RNA, 1560 nt
Organism: Alosa sapidissima (American shad)
Lineage: Eukaryota; Metazoa; Chordata; Actinopteri; Clupeiformes; Clupeidae
Product: endonuclease domain-containing 1 protein-like
Exons: 2
Coding region: 606-1520 (304 amino acids)
Molecular function (GO): metal ion binding; hydrolase activity; nucleic acid binding
Source: RefSeq, a predicted model, not a curated record
GUGAGAACCACUAGGGGGUCCAGUGAGUUAGGCAGUUUGAGUAAACUGUGUACCCUAGUACCUUUAUAACAAUAACACCUGAUGAGAAAGAGGAAAAUAACCAGAUGCUACAAUGCCCUGUAAUACUCACAAACUCUACAUUAAAAAAGGUAAUGAAAUGAUGGCAUUAUAUUACUGUCUGAUUGAACAUACCGAGUGUGGAAAAUAGCCGCCAAAGUGAUCCAGCUGAAGUACAAAUUAUUAUUAAGAAAAACGGGGGUCCAAGCACUUGAGUGUGUUGUUGUAUAUUUAAGCCUUUACACUGAGAAUAACCUUAGCGUAAUUUUUUCACUUUUAACUUCUAUGGCCUUCUCUUAACCAGUCUUCAUCACUUCAGAGAGCAAGCAGCCCUGAACCAGUGAACUCUAAGUGAGUGCGGGGACGGGACUGCUCACUAGUGCUUUGCAUACUAGGUGCAGAUUGGGAGCGCCACUAUCUGACAGCCUAUGGUCUGACUGCAGAGCUCCGCACAUCCCUGGGUAUUCACAGUUUGACACUCUGUUCUUUGGUUACUGUGAAUUAAAUUUAAACAUAUAUCUUUGGAAAGACCGUGUGAGGAUUUUAGCAUGACUGUAUCAGUCAUGGCACGUAUGAGAUUGAAAUCUUUCUUUCCCGGUAACUUGUUAAUGGGCAUGAUGUUUAUUCUUGUGGUCACGGCAACGAUCGAGAGAGACUUCUCCCCUGAGUGCCGGGAGUUUCUUUACAUGGGCACUCCGCCUGUGGGCAUUGAAAGCGGCACCCUGGUGAAGAUCUGCCAGCGAUACAACGGCAAGCCGCGCUACGUGACGCUGUACGACACCACCAACCGCGUGCCCCUCUACUCGGCGUACACCUUCAAGCGCUCCGACGGGAUGAAGAGUGUGGACGUUCCGUGGAUGUACGAACCCCAGCUGUCCACCACUUCAGAGACAGGCGAGAUGCAGUCAUUCCCGCGGCACUACGUGCACCAGAACUUCGAGGACGCGCAGGCUGUCCUGGACGACUACACCAACGCCAUUGACUAUGAGCGGGGCCUCCUCAACACGGACGAGCACCAGGCAGAACCGGACGACAAGGCGGCGGCCUACACGCUCACCAACGCGGUGCCGCAGGUGCGCGAGUUCAACGUCGGGUCCUGGAAAGCCCAUGAGCAUGUCAUCCGCAAGCGCCUCAACAACUACUGCCGCGGCACGGCCUACAUCAUCACGGGGAUCGUGCCGUCCGGCAACCACAUCCGCCGCUACAACAUGGACCGCGUAGGCAUCCCGUCGUACGUGUGGUCGGCGUACUGCUGCAUCAACUACGACCGCAACGCACCCUACGGCGAACGCUACAAGUUCCCUGCCCACGCCCACUACGGCCCUAACGAAAAGGAAAAUAACCAAGUUUUGGAACUUUCUAUCAAGAAGUUGGAGGAAUUUCUCAAGAAGUCCAUGGUUGUCGACAAGAGUUUCCGGUUAUUUGUGGACGACUGUGUUCCCCCAAGCCUUGCAUUGUCUUAGAUGUGACAUUUUAGAAAAUAGGAGAGAAUGGGUCUGUUUG